UAUCCGCCUUCGAAAUAGAAGUAUUGCAACCUGAAGCUUCUCUCCUCUCCCAUUGCGUCCUCCAAAUCCCACCUCCGCCAUGGCCGAACUAGAAGCCUCUCCAAACCCAAAUCCUAAGCCCAAGAAGCCAACUCUUUGUGAGGAGUGCGGCUCCAAUCCAUGGAAGUACCGCUGCCCGAGUUGCUCCCGCCUCACUUGCAGCCUCCCAUGCGUCAAAUCUCACAAGCAGCACACCAGUUGCACCGGCAAGAGGAAUCGGACCGAGUUUGUCCCCCUCUCCCAGUUCGAUGAUGAUCGUCUCUUCUCUGAUUACAACUUUUUGGAGGAAACAAAGAGGGUGAUGGAGUCGGCUCAUCGGAUGCUUGCUGAGUUCCGGGAGGGGUUCAGGUUUAAUAAGAUGCCGGUGAGGCUCCGUCUGCUUCGGAAUGCGGCCUACCGUCGGAGGAUUCGGCUUAUGAUUCUCCCGCCUGGCAUGUCGAAGAGGGAGAAGAACCGGUCGAGAUAUGAUCAGAGGUUUGUUUGUCUUUAUAUUCUAGAUUUUCUUGUUUGUUGUGUUUUUAUUGAUUUUGGAAUUCUUGAUUCUAAGAAGUAAAGAUUAUUAGAUUGAUAUUAGUUUUAAAUUCGAUAUGAUCUGUUAACUAGUGUA
Elaeis guineensis (African oil palm) is the source of this 646-nucleotide messenger RNA. The record is from RefSeq and is a predicted model, not a curated record. NCBI's taxonomy places the organism in Eukaryota, Viridiplantae, Streptophyta, Magnoliopsida, Arecales, Arecaceae.